UGGGAGACGGAUCGGAAAGCGGCCCGGGCCACCGCUUUGCUUUUCAGAGGUCGUCAUUCUAGAGAGGGAAGGAGGGAGGGAGAGCGAAUUAACUCCUAGCGGGUUACUUGAGUUCAUCUUCCCGGGAACUGAAAUACCUUUGCAGACGGCAAAGCCCCGGUGCCGAGUCCCACCUGCAGCAUCACUGAAGCUGCGCAAGCAACGGCGGCAACUGCAGCGCGCCGCGUCCGGAGAGCCGCAGAAAGAAAGAAAGAGCAGCGCAGCGCAGCGCAUCCCUCCCGGCGGCCGUCAGGAGCGCGGAGAGCCCCGCAUCUCUCGGGGAAGGCAGGACGAGGCCUUUUCCGAUGCCUGCCCAGUUGGCCCAGGGGAAGUUCUCCCCAAAUUUCUCCACCACUACUGCCUUUGCUCAUGUGGCCCAGAAUGGGGCAGCGAACAUGGUAAAGGCCCAUCCUAAAAAUGAAGACGUGGGAUCUGGGAGAGAGAUGACAGAUGACAUUUUCGAUGAGAGUUAUCAUGAGAAAGAGGGCCCCAAGCCCGCCACAAUAUACGUCUGGAGGAACAUCAUCCUCAUGGGCCUGCUUCAUGCAUCUUCACUGUAUGCCAUCUGCCUCAUACCUGCAGCAAAACCGAUCACCUUGGUGUGGGUAGUUUUGUGCUUCAUCUUGUGUGGCCUAGGAAUUACAGCUGGAGCGCAUCGUCUUUGGAGUCACCGGUCUUAUAAAGCCAGUUUGGCUCUCCGAAUAUUCUUGGCUGUCAUCAACUCCAUGGCUUUCCAGAAUGAUAUUUACGAGUGGGCCAGAGACCAUCGUGCUCACCACAAAUUCUCUGAAACGGACGCUGAUCCCCACAAUGCAAGUCGCGGCUUUUUCUUUUCUCAUAUUGGCUGGCUGCUGGUGCGUAAACACCCUGAUGUUAUAGAGAAGGGGCAAAAGCUGGAUCUCUCUGACCUGAAGGCUGACAAAGUCGUGAUGUUCCAAAGAAGGUUUUACAAGUCCUCUGUGGUGAUCAUGUGCUUCUUAGUACCUGCCUUUGUGCCUUGGUACUUCUGGGGAGAACCCUAUUUCAACAGCUUCUUACUGGCUUCCAUCCUCCGCUAUACAGCGAGCCUCAAUGCCACCUGGCUGGUGAACAGUGCAGCCCACAUGUAUGGCAACAGGCCGUAUGAUCAGCAUAUCAACCCGAGGGAGAACCACUUCGUUGUAUUUGGAGCCUUAGGCGAAGGCUUCCACAACUACCACCAUACUUUCCCCUUUGAUUACUCAACCAGUGAGUUUGGCUGGCGGUGGAAUUUCACUACAGGUUUCAUUGAUCUUAUGUGUUACCUCGGCUUGGCCAGUGACUGCAAGAAAGUAGCCAAGGAGACCAUCUUGGCCCGGAAAAUUCGGACUGGUGAUGGUAGCCACAAGACUGGCUGAAGGUCUGCUUCCCUCACCUCUUUUGACCUCCUCUUUCUCUUUCAGAUAGCCUGGGCAUAUGUUUAAUGUUCUGUUUACUAACUAUCAAGCAUUGCUUUCAGUAUGCUCAAGGUGGUGACUUUAACCCAUUCCAGCUCUGUCUUUUGAAAUGAUGUAUUUAAGGCCUGUAAUUUUCCCUUACUAGGGGGCUGCCUUUCUCUGUCUCAUGUUCUGUUGCUCUCUGGCAAAAUCUUCCUUAUCUUCUCUGUGCUCUCUCUCAUUAGAAGCUGGUGGAGCACCCCCACCUGCUGUCUUCCCAACAAUGGAUCAUUGGGAUUGAGCCAACAGGGUUGCACCAAAGUAGGGAUUUCUUUUCCCAGAAAUAGCAUGAACACAUGCUUGACUACUGGUCAUCUCUUCUGCUUCCUGUCUCUUGAAGCUGGUUCCUUUGAGGAGAGGAGAGGGAGUGGUCCUCUUUUUCUUGCACAGAAACGAUAAAUUGGACCUCUUUAGUCAAGGGUUCUGAUAUCCCUUGGCAAAUGAGAAAGGGGUGGAUGUAUCGUGGUAAAGGCUAGGGGUGGAGAGGUGAAGGAGAAAAUCUUUUUGUAAGGGUAACAAGGAAGCCA
Molecule: messenger RNA, 2020 nt
Organism: Elgaria multicarinata webbii
Lineage: Eukaryota; Metazoa; Chordata; Lepidosauria; Squamata; Anguidae
Gene: SCD
Product: stearoyl-CoA desaturase
Exons: 7
Coding region: 345-1415 (356 amino acids)
Biological process (GO): monounsaturated fatty acid biosynthetic process; unsaturated fatty acid biosynthetic process; response to fatty acid
Cellular component (GO): endoplasmic reticulum membrane
Molecular function (GO): stearoyl-CoA 9-desaturase activity; palmitoyl-CoA 9-desaturase activity; iron ion binding
Source: RefSeq, a predicted model, not a curated record